AAAGGAAAGAGAAAAUUAAAAGCUGUCAUUUAUAUUUACUUUCUCUUUCCUUCAUUUCUUUCCCUUAAACCAAAUACAGCAAAGUAAAAUCUUUUUCCCAUCGUUUUUUUCCUUUACUAAUAAUGAACCAAAUAGGGCCUAAGGUAGGCGAAACGCAACCAAUAUUGCAAAAACGAAAUUACACAUUUGUAACAUAAUUACAUAUAAUUAAAGAUACAUCACUUGAACAACAAAGUCGUUGUAGUAUAGUGGUAAGUAUUCCCGCCUGUCACGCGGGUGACCCGGGUUCGAUCCCCGGCAACGGCGCAUUUUUUUUGAUUUUAUGUAUCUUUCCCUUUCAGAAUUGUUUGGCUCCAUUUCUCUUCCUUCAAAUUGGAAGUGCCCGUCCAUCACCAUUUUGUCUCUCCUCCUCACUGAUCAAUUUGGUCAUUGUUGAUUCUGAUUAACAAUCUUCACCCCCCAAAAAUGGCCAAAAAUAACAGCUGGGCCAGAGAAAAUCUAGCCAGCACCAUGCAUUUUCGCCUUCUUUUCUCUCAUUUUUGCUUUUUUCUGCUUAUUUUUCGGAUAAACAAACAAUCCCUCCUUCCUCUUGUUUGUGUGAAACAGAAGAUUUUCCUAUUCCAAAUUUUAUCUAAAAAUCAAAAAAAUAAUAAAGAAAUUGGGGUAGAAAAUCUAACCCAUGAAUAUUUAGAUUAAAUUGUUGAUUUUUGUAAUUCGAAUUUCUGGGUUUUGGUUUCUGAAGAAAAAGGGAAAUUGCACCCAGAAAAAAAAAAGUUAAUUUGAGGGUAGGUUUUAAGAAUAGUAAAAUCCUACAAAUAAAAAAGGAAAAGAAAAAAGAAAAAAUGGGUGGUGGUGGUGGUGGCGGCGGAGGAAGUGGUGUAAGCAAGCCAAGGCAGCUUGAUCAGACACCAACAUGGGCUGUUGCUUCUGUUUGUGCUAUUAUUAUUCUCAUUUCUAUUGUUUUGGAGAAAGUCCUUCAUCAUAUUGGCUCGUACUUUCAUAAAAAGCACAAGAAAGCUUUAUAUGAAGCCCUCGAGAAGGUUAAAGCCGAGCUGAUGGUGCUGGGAUUCAUUUCUUUACUCCUGACAUUUGGGCAAAGCUACAUUAUCAGUGUCUGUAUUCCCGUGGAGCUGGCAGAUACAAUGUUGCCUUGUGCCUUUAAGCCCCAACAAAUUAAACCUGAAGAAGGCAAAGGAGAACAUAAUCGCAGACUCUUAUGGUAUGAGCGUAGAAUGUUAGCAGGAGGCGGAGGUCCUGUUGGAUGUAAGGAGGGAUCUGUGCCUCUGAUAUCUGCUAAUGGAUUGCAUCAACUACACAUAUUUAUAUUCUUCUUGGCAGUGUUUCAUGUACUUUACAGUUGUAUUACAAUGGCGCUUGGGAGAAUGAAGAUUCGCAGGUGGAAAGACUGGGAACAAGAGGCAGUGAACAGAGAAGGCGGUUUUGACUCUGAUGCUUCAAAGUUUCGACUGACUCAUGAGACGUCAUUUGUAAAAGGACACAGCAGCUUUUGGACUAAAAAUGCCAUUUUGUUUGGCCUGGUCUGCUUUUUAAGGCAAUUCUAUAGAGCUGUUCGCAGAUCUGAUUACUUGGCACUGCGACAUGGAUUUGUUAGUGUUCACUUAGCUCCAGGAAGUAAAUUUGACUUUCAAAAAUAUAUAAAAAGAUCUUUGGAAGACGACUUUAAAGUAGUUGUGGGUAUCAGUCCUUUGUUAUGGGCAUCAGCAGUCCUUUUUCUACUUCUUAACGUUGAUAAAUGGGAUUCAAUGAUCUGGUUGUCCUUCCUGCCUCUCAUUGUGAUCUUGUCAGUUGGUACGAAGCUUCAAGCAGUCAUAACACGGAUGGCAGUUGAAAUCACAGAAAGACAUGCAGUUAUCCAGGGAAUGCCUCUUGUCCAGGUGUCUGAUAAAAACUUCUGGUUUGGCUGGCCACAACUCAUCCUGUAUCUCAUCCAUUACGUUUUGUUUCAGAAUGCUUUCGAGAUUACUUAUUUCUUCUGGAUAUGGUAUGAGUUUGGUCUAAGGUCUUGCUUCCAUUCAAAUUUUAUCAUGACUAUAGUCAGAGUUGGUCUUGGGGUAGGAGUUCAGUUCAUGUGUUGCUACAUCACAUUACCGUUGUAUGCCCUUGUGACUCAGAUGGGAUCAACUAUGAAGAGAUCAAUAUUUGACGAGCAAACAUCAAAGGCUCUAACAAAGUGGCGUAAGAAUGCAAAGAAGAAGAACGAUGGGAUCAAACCAGGACCUUUGCCGACCCAAAACCUUGGUGAAUCUCCAAAACACAAUGAAAUGGAUGACAUGACUGCCACAGUAGAUGUUCACAGCGAGGAUCUUCUCGAUCAUGAUCAUCCAUGACCUUCUGUAAAUUUUUGAGGUUUUCUGGCAAAAAGUAUUGAAGCUCAAGUUUGUAGCUGAAGAUGCAGUGACAUGAGAGUUUUUGGUGGCUGAAAAACAAGAAAGGAACAAAACUACAUCUUUGACUGCUGAGCUCUUGUGGCUGUAAAUGCCUGUAAAGGAAGCAGCAUCAUUCAUGUGCUGCCUCGACGAUUUCCAUACUACAUUCAUUAUAUACACUGAAAUGCUAUUUUCUCUGUUAAGACUUGUUGUUUCAACCAUUUUUGUGUGCUGUGUUUAGUAGUAAAGUUAGUGUAUUGUUGCUUUCAACUUUGAGUGUUAUACUGACAGAAGAAAUGCACUGAAAUGCUACUACAUUCAUUACACAUUCGUUUAGUAGUAAAGUUAGUGUAUUGUUGCUUUCAA
Molecule: messenger RNA, 2753 nt
Organism: Spinacia oleracea (spinach)
Lineage: Eukaryota; Viridiplantae; Streptophyta; Magnoliopsida; Caryophyllales; Amaranthaceae
Product: MLO-like protein 9
Exons: 15
Coding region: 843-2348 (501 amino acids)
Biological process (GO): defense response
Cellular component (GO): membrane
Source: RefSeq, a predicted model, not a curated record